Molecule: messenger RNA, 3206 nt
Organism: Physella acuta
Lineage: Eukaryota; Metazoa; Mollusca; Gastropoda; Physidae
Source: RefSeq, a predicted model, not a curated record
GCUUUACGACAUUGAGGUAUUGGUUGAAUGAAGGGGAGCAAUGAAAUGAAACAUAUAAUUCGUUUCCCUUUGGACUGUUGAAAAAUUACUUCACACAGAACAGACCAUGGUAGUCAAACUCUACACGUAUUAAUAAAUACAUAAAGGACUUAAAGUAAGACCUUCAAGCACCAGCCCACGUAACCAUGGCAACAAUGAGAGAGAUCGGGUGUGUACUAGGUUGUCUCAUCCUCUUGGACGCCAUUAUGUUAUCAGACAGCAAUAAAACAAACUCACCCUCGCCAUCAUCACCACAUAAAAGAACAUCAGCCGAAGAAUUUGAGCAGUCUACCAUGGCUGAGAUAACCACAACCACGUCGACUAGUACCACUGCCAGUACCACCACCACCACCACCACCACCAUCAAACCGGAAGUGACGAUGAUAGUUCUAAAUAUAUCAUUACCAAACGGAGAAAUGAAGGUGGUAUUUGAUAAUACAAGUUUUUUACAGUUGAUAACUUGUAUGACGUGCAUCCAGUACAACCACUGCCAAAUAAACCUAGACAACAACCACGUGACGUCCGUCAUCUCCAGGACCGAUGACGGGAACGUCCAACACGACGACGGCUUUAGCUGCAGCCAGACACCAUACGACAACAUCGUCUGUCGCAGCCUGGCGCCUACUGAUGCCCCAUGUGAUGAAGAGGAGCAGACGUCAAGCAGCACGACGCAGACGUGCAGCCAGCUGCUGGAUAUCGUAUUUGGGAAAAAUAACAUCCAGGUUAUCAAAAUAAACCCCAACAUUGAUGCAUUCUCGUGUAGAGAUAUUUGCGGGAAUUACGAUGACGACGAUAAAGAAGACGAUGAUGAACACAAAAAAUGCACGAGUUUGAAAAAGGAAAUUCCGUUGAUACAGAAACCGGAAAUUAUAUUCGUUAUUAUUUUAGGAGCUGUUGUUUUUGUUGCCGUUGUUGCUGGUGUGUUGGUGUGGAGGAUGUGUGUUAAACGUCGCAGACCUGCGGAACGACCGGAAACAGAAUCGCAAUCGACUUCCGUGUCAGAGGGUAUGGAUGUCAGAAUGCGAGCCAACAAGCCACAAAACAGGAAGCUUUUUAAAUCAUCAGUCUCUAAAGAAAAACUACUUGUCAACCCUCUUCAACCAAUUCAAGCAACCCGUAAUAAACGCAAAGACAAUAAAAAACCUGAAAACACUUUACCUGAGAUUCAAUUCGAAGAACCCACCUACGACUUCAUCGACGAUCACAUGUCACCCGUCCCGGACACCUACACCCACUUGGACACAUCAACACAGUACAACCACCACUACAACCCCGUCACUCGCAGACCGGACCCAAACCUGCUGCCACAGCUUCCUCUCCCCACCUGCCCUAAAGCCGAGACCCUACCCUACUACUCUACCGCCUCUACCUGUCUAACCGGCCCAUCUUACACUGACCCUGACGCGGUCAGUGGUCAGUAUAUUGAGAUCAUCUCUGACAAUCAGGCAGUGUCUGGCGCUACUGCUGCCAACAACGGCGACAACUGCCUUGUCGAGGACAACAACACACCAGGACAUCCAUACUUCGAACUGGAAGCGGAAGGUCCGCACUACUCAUCUUCAAAUAUCAUAACUUCUGAUGGUUAAAAUAUACUAUCAUAACCACAUGAUCUGUGAAAGAUGUACACAUUUUGUGAUUUUAUACUUAUCAGGAGAUGACCUUUGCUGAUAACGAACGUAGUAUUCAACAUCAGAAAAAAAAGUUAACAUUGAACAAUGUGGCUCAUAUUCAGCGCAUCAAACAUCAAAUGACUUGGUUUUAACACAAACUAACGCCUAAUCAUUUUCAUAUCUGAAACACAACUUUAAACAAGACAUUUUUUUUCUGUAUUGAAACCAAAAAAAAGUGUAUUAAUGUUUAAUUAUCACUGACUAGCAUAACAAACUUUAUAUUUUUCAGCCGUGUUAAAUAAGUAAAAGAAUUUUAACUUUUUAUUUCUUAUGUUUUUUAAAAAAAAUAACCUAUAAUAACAUAUGUAAGCUAAUUUGAUAUUUCCAAAAUGUGUAUUUUAAUGCAUUCCUCUCCGAAUCAAUAGCGUUUUGAAUUCGGAGAAACUAGAAAACAUCGAAUCAGAAUCAUUACUUCUACGAGAACAUAUUUAUUCUAAAACAAUCACAUAGUUAUGUAAUAAAAACAUACACUGUUGAUGUUUAGUAUGUUUUUGUAACCCACUGAUAUUGUUCCCACAGAUGUAUUCUAUAUGUUUUGGAUAUAUGUAUUUCUACACUACCCAUACACAAGUGUCGCGUCUCAGGGUAAUGCACUCGUUACAAGAUAUUUAAUUGUAAUAAACUAUCAACUAUAUAUAAGGCGCUGGAUGCCUUUCAGGUGAAAGUAAAUAUAUGCUACACGUUUGGCGACCUUUAAAAAAGAUUAUAUUCGUAAAAGUUGAGCGAAUUUUUCCCAGUCAUUAGGCGCUUACUCUCCAUUUAUUUUCACAACACAAAAUACAGGCUCUUUUCUGAGCAAAUAGCCCUAAUCGAUAUUAAUACUUGAAUUUCUAGGGGUGUAAAGUAAUAUGCUUAUUAUAUACAUUUUGAUUUAUAUAAUAUUAUUGUACUAUGUUGUCAAAAACAUAUAUGCAAAUAAACACAUACAAUAAAAUAGAGUGGAUUAGACCACACAUUUUCACACACACGCACACAGACAGACACGCACGCAUGUUCGUAUACCAACACGCAAACACUCAUUUAUUUCAGCGAGAUUAUUGAUGUGUAAACAUAUGACGCACAUAUUUAAUAACUAGUACGUUUAUUUUUUUUUCAUGCAAUUAUUUCUACGUUUCUAUUUUAAUACAUGUAAUAACCUGUUUCAAUAAUUGUACAUUUUCAUAGACGUAAAUCCAUUGUAACGACGCAUGUUCAUGUAUUAAAUAAUUUUUAAAUAAUUUUUUAACAAGUUACCAUGUCUGUAAUUACAGAGUGGGAACCUUUAAUUAUUUGCGUUCAUCACAGUAAAACAGGGAGACCACCCAUUUUAAAAUGCAUAUUAUUUUUAAUGCAUUAUAUUACUUGAAAUACAAAUUAUCUGGCAAUCUUUAAGAAAUUUAUUUUUGGUUGUGUAAAUAAUGAGAAUUCAUUGUAAAAAUCUGAGAGUAAUAUAAACUGUACUGAAAUAUUAGUUCAUCGAUAUUGUUAUUUAAGCUGUAAUUACUGUACAAUAUUAAA